This is a messenger RNA of Ailuropoda melanoleuca (giant panda), 2778 nucleotides long. It is a transcript of the gene MOBP, whose product is annotated as myelin associated oligodendrocyte basic protein. Gene Ontology annotation, cellular component: cortical actin cytoskeleton. NCBI's taxonomy places the organism in Eukaryota, Metazoa, Chordata, Mammalia, Carnivora, Ursidae. Gene Ontology annotation, molecular function: actin binding; myosin binding. The record is from RefSeq and is a predicted model, not a curated record. The transcript is spliced from 6 exons. The coding region runs from base 103 to 555 and encodes 150 amino acids.
UUCUACGGCUUCAUUUUUAGGAAAAAAAGGAGCAAAUGAUACCAAGACAAGCUCAUAACAGAGAUCUAAACACCAGAUGUGUACGGACAAGAAUACAGUGAGAUGAGUCAGAAAACCACUAAGGAGGGCCCCAGACUCUCCAAGAACCAGAAGUUUUCAGAGCACUUCAGCAUACAUUGCUGCCCACCAUUCACCUUCCUCAACUCCAAGCGUGAGAUCGUGGAUCGGAAAUACAGCAUCUGUAAAAGUGGCUGUUUCUACCAGAAGAAAGAAGAGGACUGGAUCUGCUGUGCCUGCCAGAAGACCAGACGCCGUGCAACAUCCCCUCAGAAGCCCAAGCAACAGCCAGCUGCACCCCCCGCGGUGGUCAGAGCACCAGCCAAGCCACGGUCCCCUCCGAGGUCCGAGCGUCAACCACGCCCCCGCCCAGAGGUCCGGCCACCACCAGCCAAGCAGCGCCCCCCUCAGAAGCCCAAGCAGCCGCCGCGCAGCAGCCCCCAGAGAGGGCCAGGCACCAGCCGUGGGGGGUCCCCCAUCAAAGCUUCUAGGUUCUGAUUGAAAAGGAAGAGCAAGCCCACCCCACGGAAAAAGUGAGGGAGGAGUUUCAAGCGAAUGGACCACCUCAGGACCUGUACUCACUGCUUCUUGACUCACGUGCCCUUGGGCAAGUUAUCCAGCUUCAAACAUGAUGGAGGGGCAGACACCUGCUGAUGUGGCAACUGCCAAUGCCCACAGUUCCUUUGGUGCCGGGGCUGCUGGGCAGCCUGCCUGGAGCCUUGUGAAGAUACCACCCUAUUGUCUUCUGACCUCUGUCACUGCCAAUGAGAAAUAUGUUGUCAGUUUACUUGUUCUUCCAUUGACUCAAGUUUCUUCAAUCUGAAGAUAUAUAUUUUUCUUCAGAGAUGCACACACAAAAAGAUAUGGUUGUAUAACCAUCAUAAUGGCAAAAAUAAAAAAUUAUCAAGUGUUGGCAAAGAUUUGGGGAAAAUUCUGAUAAACCCCUGCUAAAAAUUUAGAAACUAUUAUAACUCUUCUGGGGUGCAAUCUGGAGAGGUUAGCAAAACAGGAUAUUAUAUAACUUAUGAUCAAACAAUUAUAAUUUAGGUACUGAUCCUGGAGAAAACUUGAGUUCAUAGGAAAAAGAGGCGCACAUACAUCUAUUCAGUGAAGAAUUCUUUGCCAUUGGAAAAAAAGAGAAAGAGAAAGAAUUAAUAAAAAAUCCACUAAUAGAAUGAGUAAAUCAACAAUGGUAUAUUCAUAAAUAAAAUCCUUAACAGCAGUUAAAACAAAUAAAUCAUAUAUACCUACACCAGGUAGACAAAUUUGUAAGACAAAUGAGGAAUAUAAAAAGCAAAUAGUAGAUGGUAAAUGCAAUCUGAUGCCCUAUGCAUACAUUUUAAUGACCCACAGUACUAUAAUUGCCCAAUAAGCAGAAACCAUGACAUCUCAAACGCUCUCUAUAAUGGAAUAGAAUUAAAAAAUGACAACAAAAUGAAAGCUUAUCCAAGAAAUAUCUAUCCCCCUGGAAGUCAAAAGGAAGAUUUGAAAUUAUUCCUGGUUUGAAGAAAUAACAAAUUAAAAGCUAUAUAGAAACGAUCAACAAUAUUAGCCAGACACACAUGAGUUUGGAGGGAUAAGUGGGAGACUAAUGAUCAGCCUAGGGUCUCUCCAAGGUUACAAGUCUUAAGAAAACAGAGCACUUGCUCAUUUGGGACCUGGGUUGUGGCUUCAGCAGGUUUUUGACAUGUGGACAAAGGUGUAGAGUUAGAAUACACCAUCCCUCCCAACCUUCCUGUAGUAAUAGGUAGGAAAGCACAGUAGAAGAUAAUGGAAUGUUGUAGAAUGUGGAGGGAUGUAAAAUGGGCAGUGUUAUUAGAGGGAAACUCAGAGUACAGGAGAGCGAGGGCAUCCGAAGCAGUCUUGUGCUGGGGUUUGGGUAGCCAAGCACAGGCAGAUGCCUGAAGCUCCACCAAGUCUGUGGCUCUGUGUCCUUGAGUGAGCACAGCCAGACCCAGCCAAGUUUAAAAGGCAAGUGGGGAUAUGGGGCAAUGCCAGAGGAAGUCUGCUCGAGGUGUAGGGCUGGGGGAAGAGGGAGACCAGAGAGUAGGGAGGAAAAACAUUAGACUCAGGUAAGAUCCAGCUCAGAAGGCCAUUCCUCUGCAAAGCAGAAUCAGGCCAAGUACUCCCAAGGCAGCUGGAAGGAGAAGUCAGAGCAUUUGGCUUCCUCACUUGGGGAGGCCACUUCUCUGGGCAAGUGGCAAUAAAAAGGCAGGGGAAUUGAACUACACAGAGCCCUCAGGUAGAAAUGUUUCUCCUGCCUAAACUCAGGUGCUAAGUGAACAACAAAAUGAGAACCUCUACUAUGAACACUUUUUAACCGUGAGAUAUGUGAGGUCAUUGCAUUGUUGGGAAUGACCCCAGGGGCACCAUGACAGACCACUAGAAAAAACAAAUUAGUGGGCCAGCCCCACUCAGACCCAAUAAGGAAACUUAAAAUUCCUUUAGCCCAUUUCAGAUUUUGGCAAAGCCAGGCCUCAUACUCAGAGCUUCCUUGGCUCUAUCUUCCAUAUCACCCAGAAGGUACAGUUAUUAUAGAGUGCAAAAUUGAGAAGGAAAGAGCAUGGUGUAUAUUGAUUCAUAUAAAAAAUUGGAUAUUACCACAGAAAUGUUAAUAACUAGAAAUUACUGAAUUCUCUGUGUUGUCUGAAAUAAAACCCCUGGGGAUGGAUCAAAAAUAUCUGGAAAUUACUUGAAACUGGUGGAUAACUAAAUGGAUAU